Messenger RNA from Echinococcus granulosus, 807 nucleotides. RefSeq names its product Glutathione S-transferase class-mu isozyme. The record is from RefSeq and is a predicted model, not a curated record. Gene Ontology annotation, molecular function: glutathione transferase activity. The transcript has 5 exons. Lineage: Eukaryota; Metazoa; Platyhelminthes; Cestoda; Cyclophyllidea; Taeniidae. Gene Ontology annotation, biological process: glutathione metabolic process. The coding region runs from base 1 to 807 and encodes 268 amino acids.
AUGAGUCAUACGACAGGUACUUCAGCUACACACCACAUCGCAAUCUGCAUAAUGCCUCGCAUUCUCGAACUUGGAUUGGGCUAUUGGCUGAACCAAGGUUACCAGCCUCCUAUUCUGCAUCAACAUAUACUAGUUGCACCAUCUUCGAGACAGAUUAGCACCACCAGCAUGGAUCUACAACUUAAACAGGCCAAAUUAAGACUGCUUUACUUCAACAUUCGUGGUCGCGCAGAGUUGAUUCGACUGGUGCUGAAUGCCGCGGAGAAGGACUUCCAGGAUGUGCGUGUAAGUAGCACCGAGUGGCCCUCACUGAAGGCCCAGAUGCCCUUCAACCAGCUACCUGUGCUGGAAGUCACCACGCCGAGGGGUGAGAAAGUUAUGCUCACGGAGAGCAUGGCCAUCGCUCGUCUGCUGGCGCGCACCUUCGGCCUCUACAGUGAUGACGCUGCAGAAGUCUACCUAAUUGAGCGAAUGAACUCUCUUACAAGUUCCCUCUUGGAGGAAAUCUACGCCCUGGGCUUGAAGAAGGUCGACAGUUUUAAAAAAUUGGUUGAAGCAGAGCACGUGCACGAAUACAUGGACGCAAUUGAGAUGGCCCUGAAAGAGCGAAAGAGCACAUUCACCGCGGGACCUCAGGUCACCUUAGCCGACCUCCAAGUGAUAGUUCUAAUCGACACGAUGGACAAAUUUCUUGCGAACACGAAACACGACUGCAAGGACGAACUGGACAAAAUCAAGGAAAACGUUAUGAAGGCAAAGCCUGGCGUCGCCAGAUACCUGCGUUCACGCCCACUUACCGAUUUCUAA